Messenger RNA from Caenorhabditis bovis, 1884 nucleotides. NCBI's taxonomy places the organism in Eukaryota, Metazoa, Nematoda, Chromadorea, Rhabditida, Rhabditidae. The record is from the annotation of a GenBank genome assembly.
AUGUGCCUAGCAGAUGACGAGCUCCCCUUCAAAUCGAUCACAUUCGUUUGCUACAUCGUAUUUUUCCCCUUCUAUUUGGCCGCCUUUUACGCGUUGAUCUACAAAUGCCCGACAUAUUUCAAGCAUUAUCGAGUUCUUCUUCUAUUGCAUGUUAGCGGAAAUUUUGUAUUCGACACGUUCAUGUCAUUCUUCUGGCAUCCGCAAUUCAUUCUACCAUGGGUCGCAAUUUGCACGACGGGAAUUACCUACGAUUUUCCAUACGCUAUGUUUUAUAUAUUCUAUGCGAAUCUCAUAUACACCGGACUCGUCAUACUCUACAUGUUCGAAUAUCGAAUGACGAGCGUCGUUACGAACAUGCUCAAAUCGCUCAAGCGAUUCUUCCAGUCAUGUCAGCGAUUCAUCGAGUUUGAGUGUGUGCUCAUUUGCGUGAAUCUCAUGUAUUGCCGCGAGCACAUGAUUCGAUUCGAGCACAAGAUUGACAUUCAUUUGCGUCGCGGUCCGAUGCCCUAUUUUGUGUUCUGCGAUCGCUGCAUAUUCUAUCUCGACUUUGACUUCAUUCCGUGCAUCACCCUACUCAUUCUUUCGGCGAGCACCUUGUCGAAGGCCGCCGUUCUCGUUGUUGUUUACACGUCGGUGAUGACUCGCAAACUCCAGAAAUCGACGACGAUCAUGUCGACUCGCACCCUAGCCAUGCAGCACUCGUUCCUAAGAGCACUAAUCAUUCAGGCCUCUUGUCACGUUCUACUCAUCGGCACACCGGUUAGCGUAUUCCUUCUCGCCCACAUUUUCGACUUCACGAGCUCAAUAUGGCAUUAUCUCACCUUCAUUCUCACGUUGAUGUUGGCCCAACACGGCGGCGUUUGCGCGGUGGUUCUCUUGGCGUGCAGCAAGCCGCUUCGUGACGCCAUCACCGAGAUUGGUGCAAAUUCGAUUUGCGUUCGCGCACUUGUCAGGUUCGAAAUGUGCGAUGCCGAUGAUGACUCUGUGUUCAAGACGAUCACGUUCUCGUGCUUCGCACUGUUUUUGCCAUUCUAUUUGGCCGCCUUCUACGCGUUGAUCUACAAAUGCCCGACAUAUUUCAAGCAUUAUCGAAUACUUCUUCUAUUGCAUGUUAGCGGCAACUUUUUUUUCGACACGUUCAUGUCAUUCUUCUGGCAUCCGCAAUUCAUUCUACCAUGGGUCGCAAUUUGCUCGACGGGAAUCGCUCACGAUUUUCCAUUCGCCAUGUUCUAUAUAUUCUAUGCCAAUAUGAUAUACACCGGCCUCAACAUUCUGUACAUGUUUGAAUAUCGCAUGAGUGCAGUGAUUUCGAAUAAAUUUGAAUCGACGAGACGAUUCUUCCAGUGUUGUCAACGAUUCAUCGAGUUUCAGUGUGUGCUCAUUUGCGUUAAUCUCAUGUAUUGCCGCGAGCACAUGAUCAGCUUUGAGCACAAGAUUGCCAUUCAUUUGCGUCGCGGUCCGAUGCCCUAUUCGGCAUUCUGCGAUCGCUGCAUAUUCUACAUCGACGUCGACUUCAUUCCAUGCAUCACCCUACUCAUUCUGUCGGCGAGCGCCUUCUCGAAGACCGUCGUUCUCGUCGUCGUUUACACGUCGGUGACGAUUCGCGAGCUUCGCAACUCGACGAAAACCGCGUCGGUGAAGACAUUAACCAUGCAGCGCGCGUUUUUGAACGCCUUGAUUAUUCAGGCGUCCUCUCAUGUGGUAUUUCUGGCAUUUCCAGUUUGCCUAUUCCUUCUAGCCCACAUCAUUGACGUCGGCACUGAUUUGAAUGUUCUCGCCGCGAUUUUCUCGCUAAUGGCGGCCCAACAUGGCGGAGUUUGCGCGAUAUUGCUCAUCGCGUGCAGUAAACCAUUGAGAAGCUCGAUCACCCAAAAUUGUUGGUAA